UUCGAAAUUUCGCGAACGACAACUCUGCACUAAUUUCCGCCAUUGCCGGAAUAUUUGGAAAUAAAAUAUUACAAAAAGAAAACGUAAUUAUUAUUCCAUGGCUGGUUUACCUAGAAGAAUUAUAAAGGAGACGCAACGGCUCAUGCAGGAGCCAGUACCUGGGAUUCAAGCCAGACCUGACGAAUCUAAUGCUAGAUAUUUCCAUGUAAUUGUCAAUGGACCUGCUGAGUCACCGUAUGAAAAUGGUACAUUCAAAUUAGAACUAUUUCUACCUGAGGAAUAUCCAAUGUCUGCGCCAAAAGUGAGAUUCAUGACUAAAAUCUACCAUCCUAAUAUUGAUAAAUUAGGCAGAAUAUGUUUAGAUAUAUUAAAAGAUAAAUGGAGUCCAGCUUUACAAAUAAGAACUGUAUUAUUAUCUAUACAAGCAUUACUUAGUGCACCUAAUCCAGAUGAUCCCCUAGCUAAUGACGUUGCAGAACAAUGGAAAAACAACGAAGCUAAAGCAAUACAAACAGCUAAGGAAUGGACAGAACAGUAUGCUAGGAAUUAAUAAGGCCUCCACUAGACGCUCCAUUCUUGUGAUUUCUCAUCUCUCAUAGUCAUCGUUCAUCAUCGUUGCCAUGGCAACUAGCUCAUUGAUGCAUUUUUAAAUGUCACAUGAUGUUCACAGAAAUUUUUGACCUCUUACUUUAAAUAGUGUGUCCCCAGAAGAGCUGGGUCUUUUUUCUGCCAUUGGUAUUCCGUAAUGGCUCUAUAAAGGUCUAUUUAAAAAACAACAAAUAAACACCUGUUUCGAUGAUGAUUCAUUUCGUGUUGACAGUUUUCGAUAUUUUUGUCUGCACACUUGCUGAAAAUCUUUUUUUUCUAAUGCGUACUGUUAAGGUUAUGAAGUACUUUAAAUAAUAUAGAACAUACAUUUUUGAUAAGUCUUAAGGGGAAUUACUAGACAUUUGCUUUGCACCACUUGGAUUGAAUUUAUUACUGUUUGUAGAUGUAAUUUCAAGAUGAAAUCUUUACAGAUGCAUUGGCUCUUAGUUUUAAUGGUAUCAUCAUAUGAAAUGUUCAUUUUAAAGUUGAUAAAUAAUUUAAACACGAUUGGCAUCAGAUAGUGUACUCAGAUUUUCACCAGAGCAUUAUUAUUGAAAAAAAUCUACCUUAUUUACAUUAUUGUUAUUAUUUAUAGUGUAUCAAAAGGCCGUCUGUGUAAAUGGAUAUUGAUCAUUUUAAGGUCACAUUCACAUAAGCAUUUUCAACAGAAUAAAGUAAACAUAUUCAAUAUAUUAAACAACUGAAAAUAAAUAGAGGAUAUUGAAUGAGUGUAAGUUCAAUACUGAAUUUAUUGCACAAGUUGAAUAAAGUUAUAUUAUGCGAGCCUCUGGGGAGCAUUAUAUUAUUUUAUUUAACAAGUUCAAUAAAUUCAGUAAUGAACUUACACGAAUUUAAUAUUCUAUUUAUCACAUAACCCAAAAUAAAGACCAUUUAAAGUAAAUAUAAGAGUAUUUUUUCAUUGUCAUGCCUAUAGAAUAACGCUAAAUGUUAGCGCGUCUUUACACUAUGUUUGUAUAACGCUAAUGACGUCACGUCAAAAUAUAUGCACGGCCGUGCAAUACCAUUUUUACAGAGUCACAAAAUCGGCACAGGUGUGUGAUAAACAUUUUUAAGUUUUUUCGCAAAACUAGAGGAUCAGAGGUCAAGGUCAUAGAGGUAGCGUGUUAUUGGUUCAGUUUCACUUAUGCACUUAACUUUAACCAAUCAACUGCCGAAAUUCAAGGAAUGAAAGUUAUACAAUAAAGCAGGAACCAGUCACGGAAAUCUGCUUUUUCAUUGGAUAAUUUUAAGUGUAAAGUUUAAAAUAAGCCAGUCAAAAUGCUGAUAUUUAUAUACUGGAUAUUUAUUUAAGACUUCUUGAAAUUCGAAUUUUGCAACUGUGGUUCCCUGCAUUAUUUUAGGCUGUCACAUUUUUUAUUUUUCAUUGAUAUAAAAAAAAAGGCAACAUUUCAGUCAUUGAACACAUAAAGCCAUUUUGGAAGAACAAGCGUCAAAAUGUAUGAAGACAUUUGUUAGAAUUGUAUGCUUAGGUCUGUAUGAAGAGAUUUUUGUCAGAUAUGUUAUAUUAUCCGUACAGGCUAUGCUAACAUUCAUUGUCAAGCCACUUUCAUCUAGAACAUACAGUAUGUUUGUUGCAGUGUUUACACCAUUUAUAUAAAUAUAAAAAAUACUUACAUUACAGAAAAAGAAAUAUUUUACUCACAGGAUUACUCAGUUAAAAGUCUCCAUUAUCCUUUUCUUUUAACUGUAAUUUUUUGGAUCAAGUUAUGUGUGAUAACAUAAUAUAAUAUAUGAAAUAUAUAUAAUUUAUGAUAGAAGUUAGCUGUUUUUGUUCAAAUAUGUGUAAUAACAGCAUAGUUAGAUAGUAAAGAGUCGGGGUCUUUUUACCAGAAAGUUAUCCUUAUUACAUAGAUCACAUAUUUGUACAGAAAUUGCUGUUUUAUGAGUAACUUUGGUAAUAAAAUAUAAACAUUUAUAUUUUGUAAAUAGGUAAAAGGGUGAAAGUCUAGGGAUUGUUUCAGAAACCUGUUUACUUUCCACAUAAAACUGUUCACUGAAACAUUUUCACGAUUUUUCUAAAAUGUCAAACUGUCACCCAUGCAGACAUUACAAAAUGAAAGUUGUUAUGAAAUAUGAUAGAUAAUAUUGUUGUAUACCAAUUUUAUACUCGUAACUUACAUUAGUUGCUUCUUUUGAAUUGUACCACUUUACUGUCCGAAGAAUUUCCUGUAUUGGACACAGAAGUAUCCAAUAUUUUCUUUCGAGGACAGGUUAGUGCAAAUGACCUUAACCAUUUACUGUCAAGAAAAAAAGGUUUUUGCAACUGCUAAAUGACACAUUAAAAUUGUCUUGAAAAACAAAACUGAUGUUUCUUAUUAGAAUAUUUAAGUAAGACACACAUUUUUUUUUUUUCUAAAAAAAAUUUGGAUAUAGAAUGAACAAAUAUUUAAUAUUGUUGUGUACAAUACAGGAUGUGUCUGGCAACUGCCAUGUAUCUUCAGCUAAGUAUACUCCAGUGUUAUAUUGUACAGUUCAAUGUUAAUUCUUAAUCUGCUGAAACUGAUAGUGAUAAUCACAGCCCAUGAACUCAUAGUGAUAAUCACAGCCCAUGAAACUGAUAGCGGUAAUCACAGCCCAUGAACUCAUAGUGAUAAUCACAGUAAUUGCAGUCCAUGAAACUGAUAGUGAUAAUCACAGCCCAUGAACUGAUAGUGAUAAUCACAGUAAUUACAGCCCAUGAAACUGAUAGUGAUAAUCACAGCCCAUGAACUCAUAGUGAUAAUCACAGUCAUUGCAGUCCAUGAAACUGAUAGUGAUAAUCACAGCCCAUGAACUCAUAGUGAUAAUCACAGUAAUUGCAGUCCAUGAAACUGAUAGUGAUAAUCAUGGCCCAUAAAACUGAUAGUGAUAAUCACAGCCCAUGAACUCAUAGUGAUAAUCACAGUAAUUACAGCCCAUGAAACUGAAAGUGACAGUCACAGCCCAUGAAACUGUCAGUGAUAAUCAUGGUCCAUGAAACUGAUAGUGAUAAUCACAGUAAUUACAGCCCAUGAAACUGAUAGUGACAGUCACAGCCCAUGAAACUGUCAGUGAUAAUCAUGGUCCAUGAAACUGAUAGUGAUAAUCACAGUAAUUACAGCCCAUGAAACUGAUAGUGAUAAUCACAGUCCAUGAAAUUUACAGUAAUAUUCACAGUGAUCACAGCCCAUGAAACUGAUAGUGAUGAUCACAGUCCGUAAAACUGAUAGUGGUCAUCAUAGCCCACAGUACAGAGUCAUGCCAGGUUGCACAUCUAUAUAGUCUGUCCAUACUCUUUAACUGUGCAAGAAGUAGUGUAAUUUUGUUUUUCAAUAUUAAAAUCUCUUAUAAUGUAGAAUGGAUUGUUAAAUAUUCAGAGUCCUGCAAAUCAUUAGUCAAAUUCAGCAGGUUAAGGGUCAAAUUACUUAUAAAUAUUGUACUCUGUUAUAAUUUUUACUGUUUUCAAAUAAAAAAAUACGUGUAAUGUAUCUUCACAUACGAUGUUUUACUAUUUAAUUAUGUAUUUACCAGUGUACAAUAAUUUGUUUUCGUAUUAGAAAAUUAUUGAAUGCCAGUUGAUCUGCUUUGCAAAAGAAUCGGUCUUUUAGUAAAUUACUUGGCCGAGUUGAAUUAUUUAUUAUAUGUGGUUGUUGAAUGAAGGCGAAAGCUGGUAGUUUAAAGCUUAAA
Molecule: messenger RNA, 4254 nt
Organism: Ruditapes philippinarum (Manila clam)
Lineage: Eukaryota; Metazoa; Mollusca; Bivalvia; Venerida; Veneridae
Product: ubiquitin-conjugating enzyme E2 N
Exons: 5
Coding region: 98-550 (150 amino acids)
Source: RefSeq, a predicted model, not a curated record